This is a messenger RNA of Anastrepha obliqua, 2491 nucleotides long. RefSeq names its product dual oxidase maturation factor 1 (gene mol). The coding region runs from base 254 to 1624 and encodes 456 amino acids. The transcript has 7 exons. Gene Ontology annotation, cellular component: endoplasmic reticulum membrane. Lineage: Eukaryota; Metazoa; Arthropoda; Insecta; Diptera; Tephritidae. Gene Ontology annotation, biological process: protein transport. The record is from RefSeq and is a predicted model, not a curated record.
GACUUACAAACCUGCGGCAACAAAAAUAUACUUUUCAAUUAAUAAAUACAUAAAUACCUGUAUCUGUUGAGAAAUAUUUCAAGUCAUAAUUUAUUUUCGUCACUGAAAGUAAAUUGAAAUCAACGUCGGAUUAGCUGCAACAAACAAGCAUACAUACAGACAUACAAAGGAGACAAGCAGCAAUUGUUCACCUACUAGAUUAUAAUUGAAUGUACAUUCUAGACAAGUUUGAAUCCAACAAUUUCAAAAAAGCAUGAAGGGUUGGUUUGAUGCAUUUCGGGACGACGGUGGACCUACACUAUAUUCCUUCCCAAACCGAACGCCGGUGACAGGCGAUGUAUCCAUUGUUGCCGUCUCAGUUCUAUUUGCAACAUUUUACGUUGCCUUUCUAGUGAUAUUUCCGGGUGUGAGGAAACAGAAAUUCACCACAUUUUCCACAGUCACACUCAGCCUGUUCGUGGGCUUAGUCAUACUAAUUACGCGACUGGGCUCCGCUUGGCAUGUGGCGCACACAACCAUCAUUGCGCCGUACAAGGCGUUCUCGCGUGAGAAGAUGCCGUCGCGGAUAGGCACGCAUGUCGGCCUUAUGCACGUCAAUGUGACGUUGACAGCCAUUCCGGUUGGCAAUUGGACUGCGCCGGAUGUGGACUACAAUGAACGCUUCGGGUGGGAGGGUGCCAACGAUAUGAGUGCCAAUUAUCGCGAUGCGUUGAAACGUGGCCUUCCAUUUCCAAUACUUACAGUAGCUGAAUAUUUCAGUCAGGGACGCGAGGGUUUUUGCUGGGGUGGCCAAUAUCGUGCUGCUGGCUACUUUGCCAGCAUAAUGCUAUGGACAUCUUUAGCCUCAUGGCUACUCAUGAAUUUGCUGCUUAUCGCCGUGCCACGUUAUGGCGCUUACAUGAAGGCGCUGACAGGGGCAUUGCUCAUUGGCACCAAUAUUGGCUAUUACUGCAUGCUGCCAAAGCGUCCGCUGGUUAUCUAUUUGGAAGGUGGCCGUUUGGAGUUCAAGCUGGGCUGGUGUUAUUGGCUACUGCUGGUUGCAGGUAUCCUUUGCUUCAUCUGUGGCGUUUUAAUAUCCAUAAUUGACUUAGUGUGGCCGCAUACUUUCUCCACUGUGCUUGAAGUGUAUUAUGGUACACCUUAUGAUAGACAUGUUAUAUUGGAGGAGUCCAGUGAUGUGCGUUACCGCAAACGCAAUGGUGCUGCCACCGGUACCCUGGAAGAUCCACCAGGACUAGGCUCGCGCAUAUUGCGUCGACUAUCAUCAAAAGCACGAGAUCAUGGCAAUGCUGCUGCUUAUUAUGGUGGUAAUGCCGGCAGUGCCGGAAUGUCUGGUGCAGCGGGCGUGAGUGCAGGAGCGUCUGGCGCGAUGGCUGCCGGUGCUAUUGAGAAUAAGGGUUUCCAGUCGGAUGUGCCGAAAAGCCCUUGGCGUUAUCCGUUUCGGCGGGCGCAGCAUCUACAAGCGGCCCGACCGAAUGCGCGUCUACAGCGCACCAUCUCGCAGGACUCGGGCUCCAGCAUAGCAUCAGCUGCCAUACAUAUUUCGCCAUUACAUAAGCACGCGCUGGCGCGUAUGCUGCCAAAUCCACCUAUGAAUCGCAUCCGAGAUGUGGAACAUUGGUAACCUCCGCAUUGUCAAUGUUUGAUGCAAAACUGUCGCUGAAUAAAGGCAGAUAUUUAUAAUAAAAUAUAAGCGAAAGUUAGCAAUUUAAAAUAUAUGUAUAAUUAAACAAAUAAUGUGAUACGAAAACGAAAUAUAAGAAACUAUUUAGAAAAACUGACAAGCACAUACACAUACACACACAUACAUACAUAUAUUCUGACAUGUUAAAAUGACAAGCAUAAUUGAAUGCCAAUAUUACUUGAAAUCACUGGAAACAAAAUUUGAAAAAGUUCAAUCAACAACAAACUUCAUUGUGAUAUUGUCAUAAAUCAGGACCGCCAGAUUAGACAGAGUACUUUGAUCUGAUAUAAAAAUAAAUGAAAUCAUUUUUAACGGUACACUCGAAUCAUAUUUAAGUUUUAUUACAAAAUAUCAUCUUAUUAGUUAUUGUUAAAGGCGUUUACAAUUAAUUAGACGUUAAGUUAGACUUUGUUAAUAAAAAACACAAAUUAUUUAUUGAGUAUUAAAAGAGCUAAAAAUAUAAAAUUAAAAUUUGUUUUUUAAGUAAUCUUACGUUUUAAUUUAUUCCAUCAACAUUUAUUUAAAAUUAAAAUUAUAUCUAUUAGAGCUGAUUGAUUAUGUAAAAUGGAAAAAAUUGCAAAAACACUAAAUGUAUUAAAAUCGUAAAAUAAUGUAUUAAAAUAAAUAUUAAUGUACUUUAUACUCUAAGUGAUAAGGUAAAAAAUAAUUAGGACGAAUCAUAUUGGUAAAUAUUCUUUAAGGACAUAUAUUUGUAUUGAGCAUAGCAGCCAUUUCGAAUGUGCGAGUUUAUAAAAUAGAAAUUGAAAAAUUUUUUGAAAUAAAAAAAUGUAUGAUUUGACAAAUUGA